Eucalyptus grandis is the source of this 2043-nucleotide messenger RNA. RefSeq names its product serine carboxypeptidase-like 13. Gene Ontology annotation, biological process: secondary metabolic process; proteolysis. Gene Ontology annotation, molecular function: serine-type carboxypeptidase activity; acyltransferase activity, transferring groups other than amino-acyl groups. The coding region runs from base 516 to 1928 and encodes 470 amino acids. Lineage: Eukaryota; Viridiplantae; Streptophyta; Magnoliopsida; Myrtales; Myrtaceae. The record is from RefSeq and is a predicted model, not a curated record. The transcript has 14 exons.
UCCGAAUCUAAUGUCAGAGCUUCAAUCCUAACCCUUAUUCAAUGCUGUUCGGCGGACCUCCCCUUCAACGGUAAGAAAGGUCGCUGGACCCCCGCCAAGUUUUGCCAGCUGGACAUAGGGUCGAUCCUCCAAUUGUUGCACAAAAUCUCAGGUCGCGAUCAAACGACGCCGACUGCUGGUCCUAAACGAACAAAUCUUGUCUCAACACAUGCCCAAGAGUUCGUUAAGCUGUGGAACCUCUUUUUGGAUUAAUCUGCUAGAAGUAGCUACUGCGCGAGUUCUAGAUUUCACCUAGGCCUCAUCUACCCGCAUUAUUCGAACCCUAAGCCUUGGCGGUAUUUUGGCCUGUUAGGUAACUAUCACCAUCGAUUUGGCAGACCCCGGAGCCUUCACUAGAAUCGUGGGCAUGCACGGUGAGGAUAUAGCCUUUCCAAGUGUCGCAAAAGGAGCGUGUAGAAAGCACAGCUCCAUAAUCACCUUAGGAAAACCUCCCCUCUCCAUUCUCCUGAAAAAGCAUGAAGUUGCGGGCGCUUUGCGGUCCUCCUCUGUGUCUUCUCCUCUGCCUUCUCUUCCAGUCUGGACUGUCCCAAACGGUGGUCAAGUCUCUUCCCGGAUUGCCUGGAGACCUCCCUUUUCAUCUCGAAACCGGAUACAUUGGAGUUGGGGAGUUGGAUGAUGUUCAACUUUUUUAUUACUUUGUCGAGUCGGAGAGGAGCCCAAGAGACGACCAUCUGGUGCUAUGGCUCACCGGCGGCCCCGGUUGCUCUGCUCUCUCCGGACUGAUUUACGAGAUCGGUCCAUUUACGUUCAAUUACGAGAAUUCUUCUAGAUUCAGACCAACACUCAAAUUUAAUGAUUAUUCAUGGACAAAGGUGGCGAAUAUUAUAUUCUUAGAUCAGCCUGUUGGAACUGGAUUUUCUUAUGCUAAUAAUUGGGAAAGCUAUAAUAUAAACGAUAACAUUUCGGUCGCAGAAUCUUACGAAUUUCUAAGGAAGUGGCUUAAGCUCCAUCCCCAGUUUUUGAGCAACCCACUCUACAUUGCUGGGGACUCUUACUCGGGUGUCACUGUUCCAAGGGUCGCUUUAGAAGUUGAUAAAGGAAAUGAAGCUGGUUUGGAGCCUAAGAUGAAUCUUGAGGGCUAUGUACUUGGAAACCCCCUAACAAAUUAUGAUAGUGACCUCAAUUCAAGAGUCCCAUUUGCUCAUCUGAAGAGUCUUAUACCAAAUGAGCUAUAUGAGUCAGCUAAAACUGAUUGUAACGGUGAGUACAUAAACGUCAACGAAAGCAAUGCUGAUUGCGUUGACGAUCUUAAAGCUGUGAAUCUGUGCGUGGAGAAUAUAAAUACGGCAAACAUACUGGAACCGACCUGCGUGCCUCAGUCUCCCAAAUCGACGGUCAGUGAUAGGUGGGACCCAAUCUUAAUAAAUCGAGACCCUUCACCUCUCCUUUUGUCGACGGAGAGAGCUUCCCGGGUUUGGUGCCGGAAUUAUAACUAUCUCUACAUCUAUAUCUGGGCUAGCGCUAAAGCAGUUCCAGAUGCUCUUCAUAUCCGAGAGGGGACAGUUGAGAAGUGGGUAAGGUGCAAUAAGACUUUAUCUUACACAUCCCAUGUCCUAGUUGUCAUUGACAUACACAAAGAGCUCAUAAAAAGGGGAUUUCGAGCACUUAUUUAUAGUGGUGAUCACGACAUGCUCAUCCCGUAUGUGGGAACUCAAGCUUGGAUCCAUACAUUGAAUCUAACGAUUUCUGAAGAUUGGCAUGCAUGGUUUGUCGAUGGACAAGUUGCUGGGUAUGCUACGCUAUAUUCUUCCUUUCCAUCCCUUUUUACAUUUGUAACCGUCAAGGGAGUGGGACACACGGCUCCAGAAUACAAGCCCAAGGAAUGUUUUGCACUGAUUAGUAGGUGGUUUGAUUAUUUUUACAUUUAACUUGCACUUGUAGCUCCCUUUUAGUUCGACGAUUUAUAUAAUAAACAUAUCGUUGAUGUAAUAAAUUUCUGGUGCUCCGAUUCGGGAACAAUGCUGAAAUGGAUAUCCUUGUUCA